Molecule: messenger RNA, 1167 nt
Organism: Trifolium pratense (red clover)
Lineage: Eukaryota; Viridiplantae; Streptophyta; Magnoliopsida; Fabales; Fabaceae
Product: inactive protein RESTRICTED TEV MOVEMENT 2-like
Exons: 2
Coding region: 258-983 (241 amino acids)
Source: RefSeq, a predicted model, not a curated record
AUUCAAAAUUCUAGAUUCAUGCAUCUCAAGUUUGGAAUAAUUAAGAAUGUUCAAGCAAGCAAAGCAAGCUAACCAAAGAGCUUAAUUGAUCACGAGGAAAACAUGGAAACCCACAACAAGCAAUUAUACGUUCAAAUUAUAUAUAGCUUCCAAAGGUUAAUUGCAUGCAAAUCAUAACAGUGUUUCUUCAAUAAUCAACACCAAUUUCUUAUAAUCUUCAAGUUCAUAUUAGUGGUUAAUUUUUUCAUCCUCAAAUAAUGGCCAAUGUUAGAGGUACUCCAAGGUAUGGAGUUAUAAGACCUAUGGCACGCACUCCAGUUGUUGAAGAGAUUGUACCUAAUUCUGGAUGGACAGAGGAUUCUACUGGCCAUUAUCUUCUAGUGGAUCUUCCUGAAUUUGUGAAGGAAGAUGUAAAGCUUCAAGUUGAUAGCAGUGGCCGAAUAGUUGUCAAGGGAGGAAGGCAGGCAAGUGAGCAAAAACGCGUUAAUUUUCACCUGAGUUUUCCUGCGCCAGAGGAUUCUGAGGUUGAUAAGAUAGCCGGAAAAUUUGACGGGGGGAUUCUUUACGUGACUCUCCCUAAGCGAAUUGUACAAGAGAAGAACAAACAAAGUGACACAGAGGAGACUGGAAUUAGAAGUGUGGAAAGAGCAGAAGAACAUGAUAGCCAUAAAACCAAAGCUGAUAGUGAUGAUGAAGGGAGAGACCAUAAUCAACAUGAAGGGAGAGACCAUAAUCAACAUGUUGGUCAUGAAGUACACGAAGAAAGAAAUCUUGGUCAUGAAGAACACGAAGAAGAAAGAAAUGAAAAUGCGCACAUACCGGAUUUUACUGGACAAGUAACAAGAAAGUGGGAUCAAGAAACCAUGUUAAGAACUGCAGUGGAUAUUUUGAGUAAAAACAAAGGAAUUGUUGUCACUGCUGUUAUAGCCUUCUCCUUGGGGAUGUAUGUAUCUAGUAAAUUUCAAUUUUCAGAAGCACCAUAAGAAGUCCUUUGACCUGCAUCCAUUAAUGUAUAUCCACCACUUAAGUUCAAAAUAUUAUGUACCUAUAGAACAAAGUAUUAUGCAUAUAUUCAAACAUUAAAUAUACCUAUAUCUGAUAUAUCUUUCUUUGUUUCCAGUCUUAUUCUAAAUCUGUUAUAUGAUUAAUUUUAUAUGUCAGAACUCA